Molecule: messenger RNA, 7573 nt
Organism: Ctenopharyngodon idella (grass carp)
Lineage: Eukaryota; Metazoa; Chordata; Actinopteri; Cypriniformes; Xenocyprididae
Gene: syde2
Product: synapse defective 1, Rho GTPase, homolog 2 (C. elegans)
Exons: 7
Coding region: 190-4074 (1294 amino acids)
Biological process (GO): signal transduction
Source: RefSeq, a predicted model, not a curated record
GAGAGAGAGAGAGAGAGAGAGAGAGAGAGAAUGUGUGCGUGUGUGGUUUGAGUUCAGUGGAUCAUGGAGCUGCGCUCUGACCGCGGUGUGUCGGAGUCUCCUGGCCGCACAGACGCGCUUCUCACACGGUUACUUCUGCUCCGGAGCGCCGCUGAACGGAACUAAAGCUGGAGGAUCGGAUCGGUACCGAUGGCUGAUCCUCUGCGGAGGACAAUUCUAGCCAAACUCAGGGGCAAGAAACCCAAAGGGAAAGACGCGAGCAACGCGAACCGGGCGAGAGAAGGUAAAGAAAAAGUUUUUCAAACGCAGACAGACAGAGAUUAUUUAUCACAUGAGAUGAGGGGUGAGGGGAUCCGGACGGCCGGUCUCGGCUGUAGCGCGGUCCCCCGCUGCGCGGUGGCAGCGGCCGUGCGUGUCACCGGCGGCCGGGCGGACGCGCACAGGAGCGGGGGCUCAGGGCCCGGGGGUCCCGCUGGGGUCUCGGAUCAAAGCGAACGGACCGAGCUGAAGCGCUUCCACACGAUCGGAGACUCGAUAGGCUUCGGCGGCUGCGAUUUAAAACCCAAAAGAGAGGCUUUAAAACCAACAGAUGGUCAAGAUCUAAAGAAUAACGAGACAAAUGUUACAUUACUCGAGCAAAAGGCCGGGAAAAUCAUCACGGGCGACUUUGAACGUCACGUCAGGAGCCCAGAACCCAGCGAAGCCCCUCACGUGUUUGAUUAUAUAGACGGAAAUAUUCAUGAAAGCGAUUUAAUUCAGGUUAUAGAGAGUUCACUGGAAUAUUAUCACGGAGAUUUUAGGAUGCCUGCAUUGCAAAGUCCAACUUUUUUCCCCACUGAGCUGGAAAUAACAGCGGCCCCCGGGCUGAGAGACGGGGCCCCUCGACACCACUCCGUCGACAGCGAGGACGACGAUUAUUAUGAUAACCAAAUUCUGCCCUUUUAUGAGUCUUGCGCUCAAAAACACUGUUCAGAGCAAAUAUCGGCGUCAGGGUCUGCGCAGGAGACGGACAGACUGAAGUCGCAACUAAAAGAGGCGUAUUAUUUGCUGUUAAACACCAUGCACAACAUCAGUUUCGACAGUCAGGUCGAAGAUAACGGAUUCGCGGAGGCCAGUAGCUCUAGUCAGUCUCACGACAGCGUUAGCUCGCAGUCCACCGACAAACGCACGGGGAGCGACGCGUGUUUGUCCGAGGAACGCAGCGCUCAGUCUGAUUCGGCUUUCUUUGCGUUUCGCGGCCGAUGCGGGGGGACGGGAUUUACCGGGUCUUCGCAGAGCAGAAGCUUGCAGAAUAUUCUCAAAGCCGACAGCAAAUCGACGCUCCAGCGGUCGGUGAGCGAUAGCAGGGUCAAGUACUCGUCGUUCACGCGCACCUGCGAGGAACCCGCGUCGGUCCACGCCGCGCGACUGGUUUCCGCUCAUGCCGCGAACCCUACGGAAACCCUCCCGACGCCUGUCCAGUCCUGCGCCGACGCGACGGUGCCCAAACACCCCGGAGUCACCGUCAACAAGAUGCAGGAGUGGAUGCUGAAAGGUCGCGUGCUCUCCUCCGAGAUGAAGCAGAGGAUCGCCGGCUCCUCGUUGAGAGCCAAUCACGGCGGCCGGAUGAGGAAAGCAGCACCAAUGGAGUGUGUCGCCGGGUCGUCUGGCGUACAUCAGCGAGAACUCUUCACACGUCAGGCCUCGUUCAACCACAUCACCGUCUCCAAAAAACGUAACUGGCUCCAGCAGAGCGCAGCUUGGCCGUUCCCUCACGCCGAGGACGUCACAGCGCCCCCUGCAGCGGAGGAGGAUCACGUAGAAGCGCCGCUGCGUCCUCGCCGCCUCCCGCUGCCCGCCGCCGGCCUCAAACCCGGUCGAGUUCCGCCCCGUCGAGCUGACCCGGCCGAGGAGAACGACGCCGACGACGAAGGGGAGAUUUGGUACAACCCCAUUCCGGAGGAUGACGAGACCGACUGCGUUCCCGCCAUCAGGGUGUCCCAAACGAGUCCAGUGAUCGACGGCGACGGGGCCGUCUUGCAUCCCAGCGAAAGACAGACGCUCACGUGCAAGAUGCAGGAGGAGAACCUCGCCGUCAGAGCGACGGAUCCUUCAGAGCAGUCCACUGGUGGACUUUCUCCUUCUUCUAGUCCAAACCCAGCUAAAAGGAGUACAUCUAUCAACUGGUCUUUUCCCGAUAAAAUCAAGUCACCACGGACUGUCCGAAAACUUUCUAUGAAGAUGAAGAAACUGCCUGAUCUUAGUCGGAAGCUUAGCGUUAAAGGGAACCCUGCUAGCAAUGUGCCCAUCAGCAACAGCCAAUCAGAACCCAGGGCUCACUCACCUAGAGCCAAUGGGAUGGCAGAGCUGGCCCAGUCCCAGUCCAGACUGUCACCGUCGGGUGUGACCACUGCAUUGGCGAGUGGUAAUGUGAUUUGGCGGUACCAUCUGGACAGCAGUGUUUCUACUCAGCACAGCUUCGAUAAGAGAAGGAGCAACAGCGGCGGCAUUCCCAAAUCGGCCAGUAAGGGAGGUUACCUAAGCGACGGAGACUCGCCUGAACUUGUGGCCAAGUCGGGCAAGCAUGGCAACUCGGAAAGAAAGAAUGGUAAAGCCCGGGACAGGGAUCCCAAUGGGAAUGGUGGAAGUCCGAAGCUUCCUGGCACAGAGCUGGAUAUCGAUGCCUUCCGUUCGUACAGUUUCUCCGAGCAGCCAAAAUGCCUAACGUACAUCUCGGGACUAAUGAGUCUGCACUUCUAUGGUGCGGAGGACCUGAAGCCACCGCGGGUUGAUUCCCGCAACGUCUACUGUGCCAUCCAGGUGGACUCUGUCAACAAAGCUCGUACGGCCUUGUUAACCUGUCGCACAGCCUUUCUAGACAUGGACCACACCUUUAACAUCGAGUUGGAGAACGCUCAGCACCUCAAACUUGUUGUCUUCAGUUGGGAAUCCACACCACGACGGAACCGAGUAUGCUGCCAUGGAACUGUAGUUCUCCCGGCCUUGUUUCGUGUGAGUAAGACACACCAGCUUGCGGUCCGUCUGGAACCGCGUGGGAUGAUCUACGUAAAGCUGAGUCUCAUGGAGCAGAGGCAGAACUCUCUUGACGGCCCAGAGGGGUAUCACGAAAUGCAGGUGUUCGGCGUAGAGGCUCGGCGCGUGGUGGAACGGGAAGCAUCUGGAUUGAUGGUUCCACUGCUUAUUGAGAAGUGCAUCUCUGAGAUCGAGAGGAGGGGUUGUCAGGUGGUGGGUCUGUAUCGUCUCUGCGGUUCGGCUGCGGUGAAGAAGGAGCUGCGGGAAGCGUUCGAGAGGGACAGUCACGCCGUCGAGCUCUCGGAGAACAACUACCCAGAUAUCAACGUCAUCACAGGCGUGUUGAAGGACUACCUGCGGGAGCUUCCUCAUCCUCUGAUCACGAAGCAGCUGUACGAGUGUGUUCUGGACUCGAUGGCGAAGAGGCCGCUGCAGAUGGGAAGCGGCGGCUGCGAGAACGAGCCGUCCGACACGGACCACGCUGUCAGCCUGCUGGAGAUUCUGCCGGACGUCGAGAAGGUGACCCUGCGGAAGCUCCUGGAUCACCUGAAGCGCGUGGCGUCCCAUCACGAGGUCAAUAAGAUGACCUGUCAGAACCUGGCGGUGUGUUUCGGUCCGGUUCUGCUCAGCCAGAGGCAGGAGGCGUCGUGUCACGGGAACCGGGUCUUCAUCGACUCGGAGGAGCUGGCCAGCGCUCUGCACUUCAAGAAGCACAUCGAGGUCCUUCAUUACCUGCUCCAGCUCUGGCCAGUUGUGGACGCUCAGGGUAAAUCUUCAUCUCCGGUUCCUGCUCUGAUGGAGUCGCUCCCAGUGGUGACAGCUGCCGUCAGGAGGAGGAAAGAGCGUCCACAGGUGCUGAAUCUAACUGAGGCGGACAUGGCGGGAGUUUUGCGGCCCAGAGCUGGCCGUCUGGACAGUCCCAGUAACCGCUACGCCGGGGACUGGAGCGGAUGCCGGGAAACGUACCUCCAACCGAGCUGCCCGGAGGAGGCCGACUAUGACGACGUUCCCAGCGAAGAGCCUCUGAAUGCAGGUACAGGAGGAUUUACUGAAGGGUACUGAAGAUGUGGUCCCUGAACAAGAGUUGUCCGAGGUGGAUGAGGCUACGGAGAGGGUUGAGGAAAUGCAGAUAGAGGAGGAAGAGGAAGUGAGUGAGGAAGAGGAUACGGGAGGUUUGGACAGGCUACAAGUAGAGGAACCUCUACCUAUCAGCCCCUGCGAUCAGAUCCUCCCCGAUUACGGGGAGCACCGACCCAAAGAGCACACCUACCAGGCCUACAUGAAGAUCCAGGAGAUCAGCCCAGUACUAAGCAACAGGGUCAACCUACGGGAUUUGCAGGAGAGCAUCGACACGCUCAUUGGCAACCUGGAGAGGGAGCUCAACAAGAACAAGCUCAACGUAGGGUAUUGACUCUUUACCAGAACAGUGGAAAUGUGGUGGUGAUUCCCUAGAGACUUAAGCGCUAUGAAACGUUUAAGAAGACAUUCCUCACUUCUGAUUUGUGUUUUUGUUUGUCUCCUGGUCUCCAUGUUGUUGAUCUCAUCAUUGUUUUUCUUCUUAUGAGAAGAACUCAUUGAACCCUGAGGGGUGCGCCAGGUGCCUUCAUUGUGUCAAGGUGGUGCUUACGACAGCUAGAGCUUUUUACUUUCUACGGAGGUACAAAACAUUACGAUGAAAACCAAUGCACUUAUGGGGCCUGCUGUUAGAGGCACGGCUAGUUCAGGUACAGGUGUGAAGCCUUACGGUGGGAGAACUAGGUACUACAGAUACAUCCCAGAUCCUAAACCGGGGGAACUCAAUCCUGCUCAUGGAGAUCCGGCUUCCUGUUGACUUCAGUUCCAACCCUCCAAACACACUUGAACCAGCUAAUCAAAGUAUUGGGGAUCACUUAAAGCGGUAGAUCACCAGGAGCAGGAUAGAGUGCCCAACUCUUAACUCAACGAUCCUGAACUCUACAUCAGGGGUCUCAAAUGCAAAUUACCUAGUGAGGUGGUGUUAGCCAGUUGUUUGAGAUCCCUGUACACUAAUCCCUCAACUCUGUCAUAUGUCAUAUCCUGACCCUACCCUGAUCUAGAGGUGUUCAGUCCUGCUCCUGGAGAUCUUGCUUCCUGUAGACUUAAGUUACCCCCCCCAAACUCACUUUAACCAGCUAAUUUGGUCACUUAAAGAGGUAGAUCACCAGGAGCAGGAUUGAGCACCCUACCCCUAACUCCAACCCCAAUGACCCUGAACCCUUCACCAGAGGACUCAAAUGCAAAUUAUCUAGUGAGGUGGUGUUAACUAGUUGUUUGAGAUCCCUGCACCCUAAUCCCUCAACUCUGAAUGUCAUAUCCUUACCUUACCCUGAUCUAGAGGUGUUCAAUCCUGCUCCUAGAGAUCUUGCUUCCUGUACACAUAAGUUCCAACCCUCCAAACUCACUUUAACCAGCUAGUUGGGGAUCACUUAAAAAGGUAGAUCACCAGGAGCAGGAUAGAGUGCCCAACCCUUAACUCAACAAUCCUGAACUCUACAUCAGGGGUCUCGAACACAAAUUUCCUAGUGAGGUGGUAUUAGCCAGUUGUUUGAGAUCCCUGCACCCUAAUCCCUCAACUCUGAAUGUCAUAUCCUGAGCUUACCCUGAUCUAGAGGUGUUCAAUCCUGCUCCUUGAGAUCUUGCUUCCUGUAGACUUAAGUUCCAACCCUCCGAACUCACUUUUAACCAGCUAAUUGGGUCAUUUAAAGAAGUAGAUCACCAGGAGCAGGAUUGAACACCCUACCCUAACCCCAACCCCCAUGACCCUGAACCCUUCACCAGGGGUCUCGAACGCAAAUUACCUACUGAGAUGGUGUUAGCUAGUAGUUUGAGAUCCCUGCACCUUAUUUUCUAAACUCUGAAUGUUAUAUCCUAACCCUCAUACCCUAAACCAGGGGUGUCCAGUCCUGCUCCUGGAAGGCCACCUUCAGCUCUAGCUCUAAUUAAAUGCACCUGAUUCUAAUCAAGGUGUUUAACUACUAUCUUUUAACUUUCAGGCAGGUUUUUUAGAGAUAAACUUUGCUUGAAGGUGGCUCUCCAAAAACGGUAUCAGACACUCAACACCCUUUCCAUUCAGGGAGCGACUAACGCUGCUAGGUCUAGUUAAGGUUGAAGUCGCCUGAGAUUGAGUUUUUUCCUUGUAAAAAUACUUAAACAUCCCCCUAAACAAGCUAUGGACAGCAGAAUAUGCUUGUAGUAAAUAGUAAAUUGAAUAUUUAAUAAUAGUUAGGCAGAACUUUAAUGCAAGUUUCUUAAGAAGAUAAAAUUUUAUAAAAUAACUUAAAAUUGCUGAUGUUUAUUUUGCUUUCGAUGGGCGCCCCCUAAACACAAAAUUUCACUUAAAAAUUAAAAGAGCAAUCUAAAUGGCCUCUGUGAUAAUUAUGGUAACAUGAUAACACCAUGACAACAGUCCCCCUUUUGCUCAUUAUAUUUGUAAAAGCGUCAUUUUCAGCAGUCCAGGGAUACAAACUCAUCAGUAUUUGACACACACGUGUAUGUAUGUAGGAAUAUAGUUGGAAUAUGUAUUUUCGAUGAUGUACACUUCAGUUUGUGCAUAUUUAAAUGUUCGUCAGCUACCUUGUAGUAUUUGGCCUGUAGAUCAGCCUUAAAUAAAUAUAUAUAUAUAUAUAUUUUGUUGGAUCUAUGUAAUGAUAUAACCCACAGUCACAGAAUGAGGAUGGAUUUUGGGUAUUUUGUGGUCACGAAAGUGCAGGAAAUUUGAGCAUUGCAUGGUCAAAAGCUUUACGGUCAAAAAUAAAGUGUUUCUCAGUGUAUCCUACAGCGGGAUGUAUUUAUGCGUGUAGAUAGAGAUUAUUUUAAUUACAGUGAAAUUCUGUUUUUUGUUUUUUUUUUUCCAAGUGGCAGCUGCUCACGUUUAUGGCUCGGUUGUAAAUUUGCAGUUCUUGUGAAUGCAAGACUGAAUCUUUGCACGGGCUGUUCGUUUUCUGAUUGUGCUUCUCGCCUGACAAUGGUCUCCACAGCUUGAAAUGCUACAGUCUGCUUGAAAAUCUUAUUUUAAAAGAUAAAAAUAAAGGAUUUGUUACACAGAAAAUGGAAAUAAAUUAAAUAAUUUGAGUUAUAAUUGGUCUGUUUCCUCUCAGUAAGUUGGUCACACUAGAUUUUAAGUAUGCAAAAGUACGAGCAAAAAAUGUUUGCAUACUUUUUUUGCUAAAAACAUUGAAUAUGAUGUCUUGCAUAUGGACUUCUCAUUUGAGCACAUUCAGAAUAAUAAUAAUACUAAAUUCAGUAUGCAUGCUUUUAAAUGUGUAUUGAUCCAAAUCUAGUGUGGCCGCACCUUUAGAGUGUUUAAUCUGGGUUCCUGAAGCCUGAUUUGGGAUCAGAUUCCCUGUCAGGGACAUUGACUGAUCCAUGGUCAGCAAGAAGGAAACUUGAGAGCUGCUUUGAUAAAACAUUCCCGUUUUUCUCCUCUGUUUUUGCUGCGGUUUUGUAAAAGUUUGGUUGUGCUAAUAUGAACGUACGACUAAAGCAGAUAUUAUUUGUACUGAUAUUGAGAAGUAUAUGAUCACAUUAAAGUUUGUUUCAUGCA